AUGAAGUUCUCAACUAUCCUAGAAGCCCUCAACCAUCAUGCUGUGGAGACUCCUGACCAGGUCGUCUUCACUUGGGUUGACAUCAAGUGUGUGGAAGAAAACAAGAUGACUUUCAAGCAGCUGGAAGACCAAUCCAAUGCCGUGUCGGAUCGUCUGCUCAAGCUUGGAUGCCAAAAGGGCGACCGAGUCAUGGUUGCCUAUCUCUUUGGCCUAGAGUUCUUGGCUGCCAUGUUCGGUGCCAUGAAGAUUGGAGUUAUCCCUUGCUCCAUCUAUCCGCCCAAUCCCACGCAGCUCAAGACGGAUAUGCCAAAGUUCCGUGGAUUUGCCAAGGAUGCAGGAGCCAAGUAUGCUCUCUCGACUAACGUGUUUGCUGCUGGCAUGACUGCUGCUAGCGUCCUUUACAAGACUGGAGUGAAGUGGAUUGGAACAGAUAAGAUGUCAAUCAAGAGGAUCAACCCCAAGAAACCUAAAAACUUCGAGCAAUUUGUGGGAGAACCGGAAGCUAUCUGCUUCAUCCAAUACACAUCUGGAAGCACUGGGGAUCCCAAAGGAGUUAUGAUCACUCACAACAAUCUAGUUGAGACAUGCAGGGCUGGCAUUUCCUUGACUGAUCUAAACAAUGCUUCUGUGGCAGCUCUUUGGGUCCCUCAAUAUCACGACAUGGGACUUACAGGAUUUAUGUCAUGCCUCUACACUGGAAGCCAACUGAUUGUGGCAUCACCACUAGACUUUAUUGCCAAACCACUGCUGUGGACUGAUAUGGUGGAGAAAUACAAAGCGACCCAUACAUCAGCACCCAACUUCGCCUAUGCCCUGCUCCUCAAACGGUUGGAGCAAGCCAACAGAAAAUCCCACUGGAGUUGCAUGAAGGCGGCGAUGUUUGGUGGUGAACCAGCCCAAAGCCAUGUUGUGGAAGCAGUGGCAAGGACCCUCUCCAUCAAGCCUGAACAGGUCUACAAUAUCUAUGGCAUGGCUGAGAUGGUGGUCUUUGUCACCGGGGGACCAGCCAAAACCGACUCCGAAGAAGGGCUUGUGUCUUGUGGCAUAGUAGAUUCCCCUAGCCUCAAGAUUCGAAUUGUGGAUGAUGGAAAAGAAGUUGAGGAUGGACUGGUUGGGAGUAUCUGGGCACAGUCACCACGGGUGGCAGCUGGGUAUUAUGGUCGGUCAGAGCUAUCCAACUCUAUGUUUGCCAAUGCUUUGCCCAGCUAUGAUGGCAGCUGGUUGGACACGGGCGAUUUGGGAAAGAUUGUGGAUGGACAGCUCUAUGUGACUGGAAGAGUUAAAGAUGUUAUCAUUGUGAAUGGCAAAAACUACUACCCAACUGACGUGGAACUCUCCAUUGAUGAAACGUUUGGUGAUAUCAUUCGCCCUGGAAGGACCACUGCCUUUCAGCAUGGGGAGGAUAGUGUUGGUAUCACAGUGGAGGGCCGCAAGGACUUUGACAAGACAGCAAAUGAAUUCUUGGCAGUCCAGAUAGCCAACCAUGUCUCCCAAGUGCAUGGUCUUUUUGUGUCUGAGGUAGUGGUCCUAAAAUUGGGUGUGACACCCAAAACUACCUCUGGAAAGCUGAAGCGAAGUGAGAUUAGGCAAACAACCAUUGAUGGCAAUUGGAAGGAGUCUUCAAUUUUUUUACAUUUCAAGCCUCUUGGGCUUGUUGACAAUGUGCCUGAGCUUGAGCUUCCUGGCAUCGACCUUAACCAAACAAAUGCCCUACCCAGCCAAGCUGUCGAAGCUGUUAAUGCUGUAGAGUGCGAUCCCAGCAAGUUGGAUGAGUAUUUCUUGGAACUUCAUCUUUCUGGGGUCUCUGGCAUGGAUGAAGCUUGGUCCAAAGCCACCAAGACAACAGCGGCAAUGCAAGAAAUGUGCUCCCAAAUCCUGCAGCAUCUUGAGGACAAGCACCCAACCAUCUGCCAGCUUGCUCACAGUCUCGUUGUGAAUCCAGACUGGGUUUUAAUUGACGACAGGACAGGUUUCCUUUUGCAGCUAGUGCACCAAACCUUUGUCCUUCAAUGGGUGACAACCUUCAUGAUGGAUCACCCUGAGUGCAUGCAACAAAAGUUGCAGAACGAUGCUGAGUGGGAAAACUUGUGCAAGACUCCUAACACAGUUCCAGUGGAGCUACAAGAGAUGCUGAACCUUCCAGAACAAGACCCAAUGUACGGGAGGUGGCCAUUCUUCCUUUGGAUCAAGAACAGGUCAGUCCGUGCAAUACUGAAGCUAGUUAUCAAAAGCCUGAGUAGUCCAGAAGAACAGCCUCUGGAAACACGAAUUGGAACAAUCAACAAACUUGUAUGCCUCAAUUUGUUGGAGGCUGUUUGGCUGGAACAACAUCUUGGACACAAGGAAAAUUCACAAGUUGGAAGGAUACUGGCAGCCUCGCCCAUUCAAGCAGCUUGGGCCCAAUCCAACAUGGCCUUUCUUGAGAAUCAAAGUAGUACUUGGAAUGAUCUCUAUGUUGCUUGGAACAUGCAUGUUGUAGCAUGGAUUGGAGAUGAUUACUCUUCUACAUGGACGGUAUCCAAACUACUGCUGCCCUGCAUUGUUGGAGAUGUUGGUUCGAAUUUCUUAUAUGCAAGGAUGACUAGUCUUUAUCUGGUUUUACAUGCCGCAAGUAGGAAAAUAGAGUCUCCAAGAUUCUACAACAAGCCAAUCUUGUCACGAAGAGCACUCCAUCAGUUUGGAAAGCUGAACUUAUCAUUGGCUGAAUGUUUCGGACACCGUGCACCCUCUCAGAACAGCAAUGAUGAAAUGGUGAUCAAUGAAGAAAACUGGCUCUCAAAGUUUGACCAAUGGGGAUUCACAAGCAACCCAACUCAGACAACCACCAGUCAAGACUACAAGUUACACAAUUCUACAAAACAAAGUGGAUCUGCAAACCAGAAUCACUUCUCCACUUGGUAUGGUGAAGCUGUGGGCCCAGACAAAGUGUCUGCAACAAUAACGUCCUUCUUUGGGUCGCAUGUUGACACAUCCAAGACUUGGGCUGAGAAUGGACUGACAUCUCUCAAGAGUGCUGAGCUGAGGAACAAGGUUGAAGAAGUGUUGCAUGUGGUCCUUCCAGCCAACUUUGAACAGCUCUACCCAACACCGAGUGAGCUAUCAGUCUUUUUGAAAGCAUCAGAGAGUAAGAGCUUCCCCAAGCAAGACCCCUGCAGCCAUUCUGAAUUUCUUUGGAACUCAGAAAUAUCAAAGCUCAGCAAGCUAAAGCUAGGAGUACUCCAAACUCUUGGCGUCAUUGUGAUCCUUAUCUUGCUCUUGAGCUCAUUUGUGCCAUCAAUCUUUCUUGUUUCCUGGGUAUUGGUGAAAUGUGGCUCAUCUCAAGUUGGAGGCUGCAAUGGUCUGAUCUCAUGGGUGUUCUUGCCCAUAACUUUCCCCCUAUUCCUACUAUCACUGUCAGUGAUUUUAGUACUCUGCAAGUAUGCUGUUGUUGGGACGUAUGAACACAGGCAGAUUGAAAUCUUGUCGUGGGGUUAUCUUCGCUGGUGGUUCAUUGACAGGCUCAUGGAGGUCUGGGAAUCAACUGUGGGCAAAUUCUUCAAACAAACAAAAUACAUUUGGCUUUUCUACAGGCUCCUUGGAGCAGAUGUUGCAUGGUCUGCAAAGAUUGAAUCCUACAUUCGUGAAUGUGAUCUUGUCAGCGUGGGAGGCAAUGCUACGAUUGGACACAUGAUCAAGUGCAGAAGCUUUUCCCAGUCUGCACAUUCAUGUCCCAAGUUGACCUUCCGGCCAAUUAUCAUCGGAAUGGACUGCACAAUCUCUGGCAUGGUGAGCCCUGGAGCCAAGAUUGGAGAUGGUAGUAAGGUGGAGAAACUAUCUGUUGUUGAAGAGGGAGCAAUGGUACCACAUGAUGUCCUGGCCAAAGGAAACCCAGCAUGUCAUGCAGGCUCAUUUGAGCACACAAAAACAGAGUACUGGGAAGAGUCCAUGUUGGAUGCUUGCAAGAUUGUGUGGCCAAUCCUUGAAGCAUACCAUUUCUUUGCACUGUCAUAUCUCAUCCAUAUGGUACUCCACCGACUUUUGCCCUCCUGGCGAUACGCUACCAUCCUCCAUUGGUUCUUGCUUGUUCCGGGCACUUCAUUUUUGGCCAUCCUAACAAGCAUUCCUCUCAAAUGGCUUUUGAUUGGGAAACGUGAUGCAUCAGAUGAAUAUGGAGGUUCUUUGUGGAGGCAAACAACCAACUGGGCUUGUGACUUCCACUUCCAAGCAGCUUCAUGGACUCUUGUUCCCUUCUUUGGACAGUCCAGACUCUGGAACAUCAUACUUGUCCUCCAUGGCCUGGAUGUUGAUAUGCAAUCUACCAUCAGCCACCCAUACACAAUCUUCUACCCCUCCAAAGUAGAUUUUGUGAAGAUUCGGUGUUCUUUCAUUCCCACCAGCACUCUUGACCUCAGCAAAAGAGCAGACUCCAAGAUUGAAAUCAUCAACAGCAGUAUUGGGUACAAUUCCAACCUUCAUUCAGGAGUCAAGAUUAUCAAUUCCAAAAUCCCACCAAGGUCCAAUGUUUCGGGUAGUAUCUACAAUUUGAAUCAUUCGGACAACAAUUCAGAGAAGCUCAGCUAUUCUACCUUGCUUCUUCCAGAAAUAGGACAGCAAGUGUUGAAUAUGGUCCUCUUCUGCAGCAUUGUCCCUGCCUAUGAAAUUGGUCUUGCUGCCACAAAAAGCUCCUCCUUGACUGCUUCUGCGUGCGGUUUGGCGGUUGCAUUCACACUACAACUCUUUAUUUGGAUUCUCUUGACCCAAGCAGCUGAGAAGGUUUUAUUGAGUCUUCCACAAAAUGGUCAGCAGAUCUUCUUUGGUAUCUACAUCAACCAUGUAAGACAAUUUCGUGCUGGAAAUUGGCUUGUAAUGGUUCUCUAUGGUACACCCAUGUUUGCCUACUUUGCUCGAUUCAUGGGGGCUGAGGUGGAUGGUGACCUCUGGUACUUUGGAAAUGCUCUGUUUGAGUAUGGUAAACUCCACUUCCAAGGGUGCACCAUUGUUGACAGCUCUAGUCUGAAUGGUCAUUACAUUGACGGGAGUGGGCUCACCAUCAAUGACACCUAUGUGUCUGGAGUUAUGCAUCCCGGGUGCUUUGCUGUAGCUGGAUCAGUCCUGUCUGGAAAGGAGCAGCAUGGCCCUUGGAAGGUAUUCUUGAGCCAUGCUGGUGAUGGCCCUGGUGACAAGGACUUAUUAGAUGUAGGAAGUGAGAGUACUGAGGAAAGUACAGAUUAUCUGGAACCUUGCAACUCAGAAGGAGAACUCUAUCCACUGAUCUGA
Messenger RNA from Seminavis robusta, 5256 nucleotides. NCBI's taxonomy places the organism in Eukaryota, Bacillariophyta, Bacillariophyceae, Naviculales, Naviculaceae. The record is from the annotation of a GenBank genome assembly.